This is a messenger RNA of Gymnogyps californianus (California condor), 4837 nucleotides long. RefSeq names its product makorin ring finger protein 2 (gene MKRN2). The record is from RefSeq and is a predicted model, not a curated record. Lineage: Eukaryota; Metazoa; Chordata; Aves; Accipitriformes; Cathartidae. The transcript is spliced from 9 exons. Bases 19 to 1272 code for a protein of 417 amino acids. Gene Ontology annotation, biological process: protein polyubiquitination. Gene Ontology annotation, molecular function: ubiquitin protein ligase activity; metal ion binding.
GGCCGGCGCGGGGCGAGGAUGAGCACGAAGCAGGUGACCUGCAGGUACUAUAUGCAAGGAGUGUGUCGGGAGGGAAGUAAGUGUCUGUUCUCACAUGAUUUAUCUACAAGCAAAUCCUCCACUAUCUGCAAGUAUUACCAGAAGGGACAGUGUGCCUAUGGAGCUCGGUGCAGGUACGAUCACACCAGACUUCCUGCGUCAGGGGCUGCAGCGGCCCCUGCGCCGCCGCCCCUCUCAUCGGCAGCGCUGCACAACCCUCGCCAUCCUCCCGAGCACAGCGCGCCGAUAAUCAGGAGCAAACUGCACGAGACUGGCAAACGGGAGAAGAAAACGCUAGUGCUCCGGGACAGAAAUCUGUGUGGCUUGAAUGAAGAAAAGCAGAAAGCCAGUGCCACGAGCGAUGUGGUGUGUUGCAGUGACCAGAAUGAUAAUCUGGAAAUGAAGCCCCAUUCGUAUUUGGAAGCUAUUUGCAGUGGACUGGAAGAUCCGGUAGCUGGAAGCUCCUGUGCUGACGGAGAGCAGCUGUGUCCUUACGCUGCAGCGGGAGCGUGCCACUUCGGAGAUCGCUGCCUUUACCUCCAUGGAGACGUGUGUGAGAUAUGUGGAUUGCAAGUACUUCACCCUUUCGACCAAGAACAGAGGAAGGCUCACGAGAUGAUGUGCAUGGCGACAUUUGAGCAUGACAUGGAGAAGGCCUUUGCCUUUCAGGCAAGUCAGGACAAAGUGUGCAGUAUCUGCAUGGAAGUGGUGUACGAGAAACCAUCGGCCUCCGAGAGGAGGUUUGGGAUCCUUUCCAACUGCAAUCACACAUACUGCUUGUCUUGCAUCCGGCAGUGGAGAUGUGCCAAGCAGUUCGAGAAUCCAAUCAUAAAGUCUUGCCCGGAGUGCCGUGUGAUAUCCGAGUUUGUCAUUCCCAGUGCGUAUUGGGUAGAAGACCAGGAGAAGAAAAACGAGCUGAUUGAAGCAUUUAAGCAGGGAGUGGGGAAGAAACCCUGCAAGUACUUUGAACAAGGGAAAGGAACUUGUCCGUUUGGCGGGAAGUGUCUUUACCUUCAUGCUUACCCGGACGGGACGCGAGCUGAACCUGAAAAACCAAGGAAACAGCUCAGCUCUGAGGGGACUGUGCGGUUCUUCAAUUCUGUUCGGCUGUGGGACUUCAUUGAAGACAGAGAAAGCAGGACUGUGACCAGCACGGACGAUGAAGUAACAGAACUUGGAGAACUUUUCAUGCACCUUUCUGGGGCUGAUGAGGAUUCCGCUACUUCUCAAUAAAGAGAACUGAAGAGAGAAAUAUUUUCAGUACUAAAAUACAUCAAAAAAAGUCAAUGGAGAUGAUGUUCUUUACCUUAAACAAGACAUUCCUGAUUUACUUUGCCCCAAGAAGACAUAAACCAGGUAACAGUAGUCUGAAAUUAAGAAGAUAACUUGUUUUUCAAAGCUACCUAGGGACAAUAUAAACAGAAGUUUUAAUUUAAGAGCAGUAAGACUUAGAAACUCAGACCUUUUAUAUUUUUCACUUAGCUGCUUUUAUCUAAUUUGACAUCAAGUGCUAGUCAAAAUAAGCCUUUUUAUCAAAAAUAUUUUAAUUUUUCAAGAGACACAUAACUUGUUUUAAAAAUUAGGAGUUAAUGGUUUCUUUUUAGAAAUUAGAGCUAAAGUAAAAGCAGCUUACUAUUUCUCCUUUUUUUCCUUCUUAAACUUUUUCUUAUUAUAAUGAAGGUAAAAUGAGAGAUAAAUGACAUUUAGAGAGUGUUGCAGUUGAAAUACCAAGAUUAUUAUUAAAAAUCACGCAGAACUAUAUGGAACAGUUUCCUUCAACCCUCAAUUUACUUUUUAGCAAGCAACUUUUAUGGUCAUGCUCAAUUAUCAUCUAAGGAUUAAAAUGCCACCCUUCUUAUAAUCUUAUACAAUAUUCUGAGGACAAACAGUCUAGAUAUUAUUUUUUAAGUAUGCGUCUGGCUUACGUACUUCAGGUUCCUCUCUUCCCUUUCACGAGCGCUCUGUGGGUUUUUUGCUUGCUGUGCCUAAGCAGCUGAAAUGGCUCUUUGGACAUCGCAGGCAGUUACGAGUUGCACAUGUAAGCUGUCAAAAUUCACAGCAGCAGUAUUUUGCCUAAUAAAUUUUAGGCAGCUGUUUAGACUGAGAUAACAGUGGUUACAGACAUCUUGUCUCUUCACUCGCUAGACCUCAGCCAUGUAUUCAGACAAGAAGGCCCGUACUCAGCUGUAUGCACAGAGAAAGACACAAAAUCCUAAGCUUCCAUUCCAAGAAUGCAAACUUGGCUUUCAUUCUUUCCCUAAUAAACAUACUUAAACAGAAUGGUAUUUAAAAAAUAAAUUCUUAGAUUAAACCACCUAGUUUUUGUCAUCUGUGGAGUUCAGCCAAGACAAAACACUCACUUCUACCUAAGUAAACAACAGGUUCACAGAAGAUAAAAUGCAGAGCAAAGAUGGUGCAGUUAAAUAGCUUGAUAGUACCUCAGUGUAGGUAUCUUAGUAAGUAGAUACUGCUGAAAGAUGAUUACAGUAGAAUAAAAACCAUCUUGUAAUGGAAGUGAUUGGAAACCUAUAGGUUGUCAUAUCAAGUGUGUUUUUACUUGAACUGCUACUACCUAUCCUAGUAACUUUUAAAAAUUAUUCAGAAUGUCAUUUUCUGAGUUUUUCAAAUCUAGAUGUACAUGUCAGAACUAUGGAUUACUACAUUAAAUGAUGACAUUGAAUCUUAAACCUAAAAUUUAAUUUAUUUUAUUAAAAUAAGAUAAUCAGAGGAACCUUGGCUUACAAUAAAUGCAUUUUCUCAGGAGCAAUAAAAACAAAAUUAAAACCCAAAUCAGCAAGAAAAACUGUAUAUGCUCAGUUUCCUCUUGAUAGUGCAUCUCUUGGACGACAGCUUCAGAUGGGAUGAAGACUAUGCUCAUUUUGCAGAAGUAUACGGAUAAUGUUAAUUAGCCUUUUCUCAGCCACAAAAGCCUGUCUUUCUGCACUUACCACCUCAUUGGGCUGCAAGAAACAAGUCAAUAGUACCAAAGUAAGCUGCUUAAGUUACUGAAGAUGACCAUAGCAAGACUGGCUAGCUUCCUUCUCUGAGCAGUACAAUUCAGAAUAUAUUCCAUUCUUUUGCAAGAGUUUUUCUUCUAUGUGCAAAACUAUUGCAAAACUAUUUUGUGUUGAAUUAGCAUUUUAACUUAUUUCAUUGGCUUGAUGAAAGCUCUUAGGCAGGAGCUGAUUUCCAGAAAGUUUUCACCUCUUCCCUCAGUCUUGUUUGCAGAUACCCAUUUCAGGCAAAACUCCCCCAACCUGAAGUGGCACACGGCAUGGGGCAAUCAAAGAGCACCAUAACGCAUCAUCUUUCCUCAAAUGCCGAGGCAAGCCAUCCUUGCUGUAAAAAAUACCAAUUUAUCAACAGAUUCAAAUCAAUCCAGAAACACUGCCAAAGAAACAUCCAUCGCUUCUGUGUAUGGGAAAAAUAAGGCUCAAGUGCAUCUAUUAAAAAAAUAGUAAUAGAUCUCUUGAUUUAUAGUCUGUUAACUAUCCCAGUAAAAGAAACUGUAGAAAAAGGCAAUGUGGAGCUGUGUCCCUGCAGGAUAAGAACUGCAGAAAUCCUUAGCAGCUUGUUCUUAAAACUGGGACGCAGAUAAUCCUGCUGGCACUGAUCCUGUACACUGAGGCAUUAAAAGCACAACUUCUGUUACUUCUGUUCCUUUCCCAUCACUGGAGAGAACGAGGGAAGGGGAGCACGAUCCUAAAACACGGGUAGUCUUGUGGAUGUUAAUGUGCAUGAAUUUAUGUCCUCUGUGUGGGCAGCACGAUGCAGAGAUGGUUCAGAAGCACUCCGGUUGAUUUUGGGUAAAGAAUGUUGCAACAAUUCAAUGGACGACAGUAUCUGAAGGAAAUGCAUAAAAUUAAAAGAAGGCUUGUUAGACAAGCAGCUCUUUCUAUUUAAGUCUUAAACCUGCAUUUAUUAUGGCUUUAAGCAUACCUUUAAAGAGCAACAAUAUACUAUGUGGAGGCACUGAAAACACCGCUCUAGGAAUAUUCCCGUUUCAAUAAUCAAACGCUGCCAUACAGUUUCAUUGCUACAAGGAGUCUCACUGAGUUUCAGAGGAUGGGAGGAUACUUUUCCUUAGCUCACAGACGUUAUGAUUAAUUAACAAGCAUCUAUGCAAUUCUCCAACAGAGUAACAGGGAAAGAAUUGCAUCUUCUGCCUAACGGUCUGUUUACAAAACAACAUUUAGAAAGAACUUUCUAAACAACAAAAGUUUUACUUGAUUGUAACAGCAAGAAGUUAUUUUUCCAAAAUCUGCUGAUAUUUAAUUCCAGCUAUUUAAUGAGUAUAAGAAAGUACCUUCACCAUCCUCAUAGUGACAGGAAAAGGUAAAGUAUCCUUUGUAAAAAUACCAAAAAUUGCUACAUGAAUUUACCUCCCCCAGUGGAUUUUGUUUGCUUGUUCAUAGUUGUGGGGAAGGAAAGGAGGAAUGGUCUCUCAUUUCCCUCAGACCUACGCUAAAAUAAAAUGUAAAUACAAAGAUAGAUUUGAUUUUUAUUGUGUUAGGGGGGUUUUUUGCUUAUCUCUAAAAUGGGUCACCUGUUGAAAGCAAAUUGCUCUCGUGUUAGUCUAACACUGCUUCAGUCUGCAUGCAUAAUAUUUUUUAAUGACCUUUACAGGAACUAUGUGCAAUCAGAAUUACAAACUGCCUGAGGGUGCUGGGUUAUGAAAAAUGCACAUAUGAAUAAAGACAAAAAUAGGAAGCAGGCUGCACUUUAUAUAAACCAAAACUUGUAUCUGUGUGGAAUGUUUUGUGUGCUAAUGGCUAUUUAUAAAAUACUCUGAAACUUA